Messenger RNA from Helobdella robusta, 1998 nucleotides. RefSeq lists its product as hypothetical. The transcript is spliced from 4 exons. The coding region runs from base 1 to 1998 and encodes 665 amino acids. The record is from RefSeq and is a predicted model, not a curated record. NCBI's taxonomy places the organism in Eukaryota, Metazoa, Annelida, Clitellata, Rhynchobdellida, Glossiphoniidae.
AUGGCUCCAACGUUACAACAGUGCCCCGUCUGCUUUAACCACUAUAGAAGCACUCCAGACGGGAAGUUAUGUCGGCACGGAGGUAAAGUGAAAGGACAGGAAUGCUCGGGGUCCCGGAAAAAAGUUGAUCCAUCGGGCGCGAGGGCUGCUUCGCCUCUCGGUGCCGCACCCGACCCCAGGCCUGGGCUGCCCACACGGUCGUCCGCCGCAUCGGUCUCCGGUGAUCCUCUCGGCCUGGAUUACUCUGGUGUUUUUGAUAAGCUGACGGCCGUGCUGAAAUGUGUACCGGUGUACGACCAUAUCCCUAAGCCAUGCAGGGAGAAGUUCGCACAUGAUCUGAACGCCUUGCUGACGGCUGUUUGUAACGACCCUGGUGACCCGGCUUACUGGGUUAGACUCCACUGUUUUGUCCCAUACGUCUUACAGAAGACUUCCAGAGGAGGUCGCCGGGUCAACCAGGGCAAUCUGGUCAACAAGCGUCUAAGCGAAUAUUCAACUAUUGGUCUUGAAACCCUGGUACUGUGCUUUGAUGGGUUCAAUAAUGCCAAAUCACAAAAGCACAACCCCGAUCGAUGGAUCAACGCUGUGUCAUCUUGUAUUGAACAGGGAAACCUGUCCUCGGCGGUCAGACUUGUCUGCUCGCCGGAGGGCCUGGCGGAGAGCUCGCCGGCCACCUUCGAUAAAUUAUGUUCUAUCCACCCAAAAAUUCCGGUGGACAGGCGGGUCUUUCCCGCAUUGACACCAACGGCUGGUUGCGUUUCUCCCGCCGAGGUGCUGAGGGCCGUUAAAUCUUUCAAAAACGGUUCUUCUGGAGGCCUGGAUGGCCUACGACCCCAGCACCUUAAGGAUGUUUUUUCAGGCCCCUUGCCAAUUGACGACACACUGAACUUCUUAACCCAAUUCAUUAAUUUGAUCCUAUCUGGAGCUUGCCCACUCUCCGUCCGCCGUUUGCCCAAAUUGAUGUACUUCCUGCGUACAUCUAAACACAUUGACCCUUCUAAAUUGGGCGAAUUUGACGGAGCCCUGCGCACCGCCCUGUCGUCGAUUUGCAAUGUUCAAGAACCAUCCGGCAUUUCUGCGCAUGAUGGUAGGCGACCGGACGGAUGCACGCUAAUACCUUGGAGAGCCGGCAGAUGUUUGGCGUGGGAUGUUACGGUCCCUGGCACCCUCGCCGAACGAUACGUAAACCUGACAAGUAAAGAAUGCGGUUUGGCCGCGGCCAGGGCAGCGGACGAGAAAAUGAAAAAGUAUGGGAAUGCCCUCCCCUCGAUGGAAUUCUUGCCAAUAUGCAUCGAGGUUCUCGGCCCGAUGGACCCCAACACCCUUAAAUUUCUCAAGGAAAUAGGCAAAAGGAUCAGUGUCAGAUCAGGAGUGGCAUUUAUCAGCAGCUCAGUUGCUAAGCUACUGGAUUUGAACCAAUCAAAUUUUGAUAAAGCCAGGAUAAUGGCUGUAAAAAGUGAGUUGGGAUCAUCUUGGUUGAAGGCGGUCCCAAAUUCCGCCUGUGGUACCAGGCUGGACGACUCUUGUGUUCGUGUCAGUUUGGGACUGAGACUCGGUUUACCCAUUUUAACUGAGUAUGUUUGUUUAUGUAGGGCUAAUGUUGAACCCCUGGGCUAUCAUGGUCUUUCCUGUCGGUUGGGCCCUGAUAGACAGGCUCGACACUCGGCCAUGAACGACCUUUUGGUCAGGUGCUUUCAGAGGGCAAACAUACCCACAAUUAAAGAACCCACGGGUCUUAUGGAGGAAGGUAGCCUCAGGCCCGAUGGGUAUACUAUUUCACCACGCGCGCAGGGACGUUCCCUUGCAUGGGAUGUUACGUUCCCCCAUACCAUGACUGAAGGGUACAUUAAUCUUACCUCACAGGAGGCGGGUGCCGCUGCAUUAAGAGCCGCAGACUUUAAAAUUCAAAAUCUGCGGCUCUUGCAAAUGGCAAAAUUUUUCAGCCAGUCUGUAUUGAGACCUUUGGUCCAACCGAUUUUCAGACUCAGAGUUUUCUGA